Molecule: messenger RNA, 2489 nt
Organism: Folsomia candida
Lineage: Eukaryota; Metazoa; Arthropoda; Collembola; Entomobryomorpha; Isotomidae
Gene: Cog2
Product: conserved oligomeric Golgi complex subunit 2
Exons: 8
Coding region: 328-2415 (695 amino acids)
Biological process (GO): intra-Golgi vesicle-mediated transport; protein transport; Golgi organization
Cellular component (GO): membrane; COG complex
Source: RefSeq, a predicted model, not a curated record
AAAGAGCAACUGGGAAUUACGGAGGUUGCCAACUCAGAGAAAUGUCAAUACAAGACAUAGAAGUCCUCAAACAUUUUGCAGUACUCAAAUAUUUACAGUUUUGAUGGAAAUUAAUUUAGUUUUCCGGCUUUCCAAGCUUAUUUUGUUUGACGGUAACGUAACUGCAUGGGGAUUUUAAGAAGAGGAUGAUGACACGCGUUGGUUACACGUUACACCAUAUGUGCCAUUCAGAUUCUGGAUUUCAGAAGAUUCUGAAGAUUUUAUAAAUCUGGCCGAUUUGAUUCUCUCUCAAUUCUGAGCAGGAGGAUUGAAAUUGUGAAAACUAAAAUGGGAUUUCACGAUGGAUUUUUUACUGGAAGCAAUCGGCUGAACUUUGAACCUGAAGAAUUUCACGCUGAUUCAUUCUCCGUCGACUCUUUCAUUCAGAGGAAACGUCAAGCUGUCCCCUUAGAUGUUUUAAGAGACGAUCUUGGUUCUCAUCUAAAGUGCCUUCGGUCCUCCCUCAUUGAGCUCAUCAAUCAGGACUAUGGACAAUUCGUCAACUUGUCUUCCAAUUUGGUGGGGCUGGAUGGGAGAAUUCAGAGCAUUGUUGGGCCCUUGACAAGAACAAAGAACGACUUGCAGGGCUUCGAUCAACUGUUGGAUGACAACAUUUUAUCCCUGUCUAGUCAGUUGGAAACCCGAAGGAGAAUCCGGAAGGGAAAAGUUCAGUUGCAGUAUCUGAGAAUGGCCUCUGUUGCGUUGGAUUCAUCAGAGAAGCUAAUCAAGAAAGUACCUUCAGAGAUUGGGUCGCAAAUGGACUUUUGCAUGUUGCGAAAUGCUUGCGAUGAAGUUGCUGAGGCCAAAUUUUUGUUGCAGUGUUGUGGAAAUUCUAAACUUGAGACACAGUUGGUUUCUAGAUGGGGCGUUUUAUGCAACACUAUCCUGAGCAGAAUUAAAAACUUACUGAAAGCCUAUGCAGAUAUUGAUUUCAUCAAUGAAACAGAUCUUGCCAAAUCUUCACAGGACUCAAAAACAAUUAUGAAAUCCUUGCUCUAUAUGUACACCGAAUUACAAUGUGAUCCAGUGGUUGAAGAUAUUUUAGUCAAGGAGGUGCUUCAACCUAAAUGUGAAUUAGUGCUGUCAAAAAAGGGAAAUAUUGGUGCCUUGUUUGACACGAUUGAAGUAUUUUUAGCACAAUCUCCAUUAAUUUUUGUUUGGCGAAAUUUACAAGAAUUUCCCUGGAUGGCAAAAUAUGACUUUAUUGGGAGGGCAAUAUUCCCAUGUGUUUUGAACAUUCUUUGCAAACAUUUUCCUCACAUUUGGUCCCCAUCCAAUCCAGAAUCCUUUCAUAGCAAUUGGAUGAGAUGUGAUAAGUUCAUUUUAACUUUAGAAAACAGUAUGCCUUCCAUCGAUCACUUGCAGCAAUUUCGAGUUUCUCAUGCAGUAAAAGAGUUCAAUUCCAAAUGGCAGUUCCCAGUAUACUUCCAACUAAGGUUCCAUGCGAUAGCGACAGAAUUAGAAUCAGCGCUAGAAGAUUUAACGGCACCGUGUUCAACGACAGAUUUUAAACUGGAUGCGACGAGGGUGAUGAUCAAGGUUCUAAAUCAGUGUUGGGAUCGAGAUAAGGUUUACAUUUCCAGAAUUUCCGGGCGUUUCUUAAAAGCUAGUGCCUUAGUGGUUUCUCGUUACAUUCGAGAAAUUCAAAUGAAAAUAUCUACCAACAAGUCUGUGUCCAUCCACCUUUCCAUCAACGCAUAUUGUGAUCUCAACCUUGCCGAAUUGGUUGUUCGUCAAAUAUUAUUACAAAAAAUGACCAACGAUUGUUAUUUGAACUCGAGUUGCCUAGAAGAAGAAAACCUUAACACUGAUUUGACAACACAACAACUUUCUAAUUCCGCUGUACAAUUCCUGUCUCAAUUUUUAUGGGAAGACGCAAGGGGUGCUAUUGCAGCCAAUUUAGUCGAAAUUGCUAUUAGCCAAAGUUCAACAAGUAUUUCUGCAGUGAACGAUUUGCCACGACUUUUCAGAAGAACUAAUAGAGAUUCACCCUCAAAACCAUUGGAAUAUGUAGAAAGCAUUUUACUUCCCGUGUCUUCCUUGAAAAAUGACAUCUAUAAUUCCCAUCAAACAGACUUGUGGGAAAAAAUUGGAGAUAAAAUUGGUCUUCAAAUUUUACAAAGGUAUCAAGCCCAAGUACAAGAAGUAUUGGUGUCGGUUCAAAGAAUGGAGGAGAGUCUUCGUAGGUUGAAAAAAGUCAAAGGACAAAGUCAGUCGUCUGGUGAUGCCGGUAAAGGACAAACAGACGAUGAUAAAAUUAGGUUACAAAUUCAACUGGAUGUAAAUUAUUUUGUGCAAAAGUUGAAUGAAAUCAGUCCGCAUGUGGACACUUCUGGAAUUCAAAGCUUAUUUAGAACUGAAAACGGAAAGCAAUAGUCCAUCCGACAAUAUUUAUUAUGAAAAUAAAUGAAAUGAAUUACCGAAAUAAAGUUCUGCAGCAAUAAUAACAA